GUUCAAUUUGCCAAACUCUGAGCCAAAAUUCAACAAUUUUCCAAAUAAGAUGCCUACAUUGGCCAACACCCCCGAAGGUAAUCGCGCAACCUUAUUUUUUGAACCACCACAAAGCUUAAAACCAGAAAUGGACAUGAACUCAAAAAUCUUCCUUUGCCGUGAUGCCACUGACAACCCAGCGUUCGUAUCCAAAAAAACCAUAUCCCAACUCAUACUCAAUCCAACGGCGGUUGGUAGUGAGUUUUCCACCUUGAAAAUGAGAGACAUGGCUCUCAGGGAUGACCUUCGACCAGCUCACUUACCUAAUGUGGCUGACUUGUACCCCUUUCCGGAGUUGGCAGUUAUUAUUUUGAAGUCUUUGUUGAAUACUCAACACGCUAUUCCGUAUUGCAUGCAACACUUGAUCGAUCCAGAGCCAGUACUUGAUUUAACAUUGCCUGUGUACAAGCUGGGGUUCGAUACACUGUACUUAUGUAUGGCAACCUACAGUGAUGCCAUACAAGUGGUGGAGGUUCCUGAGUACCCUUCUGUGCUAAUUCUAACUAUUUUCGCUGCGCUUGAGUCUUCCCUUAGAGCACCUUACCAUACUGUUGCAUUUGAUCCUGUGUCAUGCCCUCCUUGGGUUCCCUAUUUGACCAAUGUCUCAAUCCAUACCCGCAUGUUGACUUGGAAUGUGCGUGGCUUUACAAGGGAAUCAUUCAUUGCAAAUUUCAAUGUUGUGUAUCGUUAUUUUAAGCCCUCCUUGAUUGUCCUUCUAGAGACGAGGCAUUUCCUUGAAAAUGUUAACGAGGUUAUUAAUCGUCUACCUCGUAAUUUCAACGUUAUAACAUGUCCAACUUGCUCUCUUUCUGGUGGAUAUGUAGUGAUAUGGAAGGAGGAAGUGAUAAAGAUAGUCCAAAACCCUACAUUCCAAGGUGGUGAAGUUAUUAAUGUUCUUUUCCAGGGGGUGAAACAGAAGUCGAAGCUAGCAAAGGUCAGCAAGUCAAAACCAAAGUUCAUAUGUUGUGGAAGGUUCUAAUGAAUGAAACAUGGCAAUUAACUAUUAUUUGAUGCAUUUAAUGUUUUCCAUGUACUUAGUACUCUAGGAAGAAAAACUCUAGUCGGUUAUUAGAUGAAUUGUACUAGCUAGUUAGUUAUUAGAAAGUAUUCGGAAUAUGUUAUUCUCAUUGUCGUAUGUAAUAUUAAUGAUAUGGUAUUUUA
Molecule: messenger RNA, 1200 nt
Organism: Chenopodium quinoa (quinoa)
Lineage: Eukaryota; Viridiplantae; Streptophyta; Magnoliopsida; Caryophyllales; Amaranthaceae
Exons: 2
Coding region: 50-1018 (322 amino acids)
Source: RefSeq, a predicted model, not a curated record